This is a messenger RNA of Hibiscus syriacus, 648 nucleotides long. RefSeq names its product 23.6 kDa heat shock protein, mitochondrial-like. The record is from RefSeq and is a predicted model, not a curated record. Lineage: Eukaryota; Viridiplantae; Streptophyta; Magnoliopsida; Malvales; Malvaceae. The transcript is spliced from 2 exons. The coding region runs from base 1 to 648 and encodes 215 amino acids.
AUGCCUCCUAACCUUCCAGAUUGGAGUUCCCCUAAUGGCAAACUAGAUUGGGGUAUACAAGGAGAAGAGCUAAACAAACCAAGAAAAUCUAGUCAUCUCAUGUUCCUAAACAAUGGCAUCAGUUUGGAAAAUGCGACAGUCUCAGUGCCAUCAACCGGUGAUGAACCAGAAGCAUCUGGAGUCCAAUCUCACAUGAACACCAUCCCUUCUGUCGACUACUCCUUGCGCAUGGUACGCCCAGUGGCCAUCGCUUCAACGACCUCCAGGCUCUUUAACAGAAACGCCAUGCAUGAGUUCGAUAGCGACAAUGACGAUAGUGAGUUCAGCGAUGAUCGUCGCGGCAUACGCUCACUUUCUCGCCGUAGUGAUGGUUUCUUCUCAGAUGUGUUUGAUCCUUUCUCCCCAGCGAGGAACCUGAGCCAAGUCCUGAACAUGAUGAAUCAAUUCAUGGAGAAUCCAUUUGUGGUUGCAUCGCGUGGCAUGGGAGGGGGUCUAUGCCGAAGCUGGAGCGUUAAGGAAACGGAAGACGCCUUGAACUGUCGAAUUGACAUGCCUGGGCUCGGGAAAGAGGAUGUCAAAGUGUCCUUGGAACAGAACACUCUGGUCAUCGAAGGCGAGGCCAAAGAAUCUAACGAGGGGGGAAUCUAA